Messenger RNA from Adineta steineri, 290 nucleotides. The record is from the annotation of a GenBank genome assembly. NCBI's taxonomy places the organism in Eukaryota, Metazoa, Rotifera, Eurotatoria, Adinetida, Adinetidae.
AUGUCAACACUUUAUUAUACAUUGAGUAAUACAGUUUUUCGAAGUUUUCUAUUUUAUGCAGUAGCAUCAGUUCUUAAAAUGAUGUUAAUGUCAUUAUUAACUAGUCGACAACGAUUUCGAAAGAAAGCUUUUGCUAAUCCGGAAGAUAUUAAGCCAGGAAAAGAAAAAAAAAUUCAACCAACUACAUCUGAUCCAGAUGUUGAACGUGUUCGUCGUAAUCAUUUAAAUGAUAUUGAAGGGUGAGUGGGUGUGGGUGUGUCUCCCUCUCUACCACCUUCAACCACACUCAC